GGUUAUCCUGACGAAUGUGCAGAAAUCUGCAAUCAGCUGGAGCAUUUCAAGAGCUUUGAUCCUGGGCUGAAGAGAAAAACCGGGACGGUUUGGCACAAUGACUUGUCAUUCAGGGCCUUAGCAACGUGGCAAAAUUUGGCUGUUUUCAAGCUGCCUCCCCCCUCCCCCCAAUCCCUUCGUUUCUGGGAGAUCUGAGCUGGCUUCCCCUGCCCUGGGCAUUCCUUCCCUUCUUUUACUUGCUGCAGAAGGGACAAGUCUACCAUGGCCGGGGACAGACUUCCACGCAAAGUGAUGGAUCCCAAGAAGCUUGCCAGCCUUUUGAGGAGUGGGUCCGAAGGCAUGUUGGUCAUUGACAGCCGCUCCUUUGUGGAGUACAACUCUUGGCAUGUCCUCAGCUCUGUCAACAUCUGCUGCUCCAAGCUGGUCAAGAGAAGGCUUCAGCAAGACAAGGUAUCCAUCACAGAGCUCAUCCAGCCGUCCUCCAAUAUCAAGGUAGAGGCUGAAGAGCACCAAGUUGUGGUGGUUUACGACCAGAGCACGCGGGAUGCAAAUGGACUGGCAGCCGACAGCUUCCUCUCCAUUCUCCUAGGCAAGCUGGAAAGCUGCUUCCACAAUGUCUCCAUCCUCACAGGGGGCUUUGCCACCUUCUCAUCUUGCUUCCCAGGACUCUGUGAAGGGAAACCCACUGCCAUCCUGCCAAUGAGCAUCUCCCAGCCAUGCUUGCCAGUGGCCAAUGUUGGCCCAACUCGCAUCCUUCCUCAUCUCUACCUAGGCUCCCAGAAAGAUGUCUUAAAUAAGGACCUGAUGACCCAGAAUGGGAUAAGCUACGUCCUCAAUGCUAGCAACUCUUGUCCCAAGCCAGAUUUCAUUUGUGACAGUCACUUCAUGCGCAUUCCGGUCAAUGACAAUUACUGUGAGAAGCUCCUUCCCUGGCUUGACAAGUCCAUUGAGUUCAUUGAUAAGGCCAAGGUAUCCAGCUGCCAGGUGAUAGUGCACUGCUUGGCGGGGAUCUCCCGAUCGGCCACCAUUGCCAUUGCAUACAUCAUGAAGACCAUGGGCAUGUCUUCAGAUGAUGCCUACAGAUUUGUCAAAGACCGGCGUCCCUCCAUAUCGCCCAACUUCAACUUCCUGGGUCAGCUCCUAGAGUAUGAGAGAAGCCUGAAGCUGCUCAAAGCUCUGAAGGCCCAAGGGGAGAAGGGUGAAGGGGAAUCCCAGCAAGAUCUGUUGGAAGCACCUGAAGGCAACAGGCACCAGACACUAUCUACCUCAGAAAAGGCUGAGGAGCUAUUAAAAAGCACAACCUUGGUGGACUCUGAGAAGCCAACAGGAGUUUCCAAGGUGGUCUCGCCUACAGCACUACAGCAAGGACUCAAUGGGCUACACUUGUCAUCAGAGCGUAUCCAAGACACCAACCGGCUGAAGCGUUCGUUCUCCUUGGACAUCAAGUCAGCCUACUCUCCUAGCCAGAGGCAAGAAGCCCCAGGUCCAGUGGAGGCAGGAGAAACUCCCAAGCUGUGCAAGCUGGAUAGCCCUUCGGGCCCCAAUGGUACAUGCCAAUUCUCCCCGGUUCCAGAUAGCCCCGACUGGCCCAGUGGGCCCGACUUCCUCCUGGAGGCCAAAGUACGACAGAGACGAAAGCACAGGCACCAAGCCGGCUCCCCUGCCCAUGGGCUGAGCCUUAAUUUCAGCGGGAUGUGUGCCAUGCAUAAAAGCAGCAGCAUGGAGGACAGUCUCAAGCAGACGCUUCGGAUGAGCCUUCCCAGUGCAGGGCAGCAGCUGCCGCAGCCAGGCACAACACCGGCCUCUUCUAGCACUUGGGGGAUGCACUUGGAGUCUCCCGGCACUCCUUCCUCUGAAAACCCCUGGUACUUCAGCACAGACUCAGCAGCAGGUAGCAAAAGCAGCGGGAGUGGGGCUCUCUUUGCCAGUGCCACUACCUACUCUUCGUUCAGCUGCAGCACAAUCCAGGCGAGCUGCGAGAUCAGACUGAGGGACAAGCAGCGGGGGGAGCCACGGGAUGUGCGGCACAGCUGGCAUGAGGACACUGCGGCCGAGAAGCAGUUCAAGCGAAGGAGCUGCCAGAUGGAGUUUGAGGAGACCUUGUCAGAGAGCAGGUCUCGGGAAGACCUGGGCAAAAUCAGCAAACAGUCUAGCUUUUCAGGCAGCAUGGAAAUCAUUGAGGUGUCCUGACGUUCACCUUGUGAGAUUUGAGAGCAAGGGUGCGUGCAUCUGUGAGCCGGUGGGUGGGUGGGAAGUCUGGUGAGAUAUUUAACUACGGAGGAAAAGGGCACGGGUGACGGUGGGAGCAUUAUUUAUAUACCUGUGUGUUUCCAAAGGGCACACGGGCAAAAUCGUUGGCAAAGCUAAAUGAACCCAAAGUCAAGAAACAUAAAGGUGCAUGCUUAGUGCCCCCUUUUGUACCUACCUCCACCACCAAGACAAACCACACCACAUUCCCUUUUUGGCCGGUGGAGAGUGUAUUGACUCUUAGAUCCUGGAUUCUUUCACAUGCAGACAGUGCUCUCUCCCCACCUUCCCCAGUAUGGGAAAGGGGAGAGCUGAGGUGUGACUUCAGAGUUGGGGUGAAAGAAAAACUGGGGAGAAAUUUAAAAUCGUAAAGGCUUCCACCAUUUAAAAAGUUUUUCCUGGAGGAAGAUUGUUGUUUGAUCUGCAGAUUUGCAGUGGGGGGAGUUUAAGGGAAGCAGGUUCUUUUCUUGUAAAGAGUGCAUUAGCAGUUGUUAAUAUUACAUUCCUAUCUUACCUAUAGGAAAUUACUGAAGAUUUUGUCCAUCCACUCCCGUUACAGGAAGGGAGUUUCUUUUCUGUCCCAUCAGGGUUGGACAUUAUAUAUGGGUGGCUCCUUCCCAGACUGGAGUGCAGAAACCUGGAGAGGCUAAUUUUCAAUGGCUUCCCUUGGUGUAUGUGUCCCCCCCCCCAUACUAAGCAUGCUCCUCUGUGUUUCUCUGGCUAGAUUCUUAAACGCUGCACUACAGCGGCCCUAUACAUAUAUAAAUAUAUAUUAUAUAUAAUAUAAAAAGAGAGAGAGACACAAAGAAAAAGUUUAAAUGGUUUUACUACAGUUUUUAUUGAGACAAAUAAUAUUUCAAAUUUUCUUUUUAAUUUAUUUGAAGCUGUUCAUUCUGGCAAUGAUUUUCAGACAAUGUAGGGGCGGUACUUAUCAGCUGUAUUUUUACUGUGUAUGGUAUUUAAAACUGAAACAUGAGUUUCAAAGCAA
Rhineura floridana is the source of this 3235-nucleotide messenger RNA. It is a transcript of the gene DUSP8, whose product is annotated as dual specificity phosphatase 8. NCBI's taxonomy places the organism in Eukaryota, Metazoa, Chordata, Lepidosauria, Squamata, Rhineuridae. Gene Ontology annotation, molecular function: MAP kinase tyrosine/serine/threonine phosphatase activity; protein tyrosine/threonine phosphatase activity. The record is from RefSeq and is a predicted model, not a curated record. Gene Ontology annotation, cellular component: cytoplasm. The coding region runs from base 262 to 2190 and encodes 642 amino acids. Gene Ontology annotation, biological process: negative regulation of MAPK cascade; protein dephosphorylation. The transcript has 7 exons.